Lampris incognitus (smalleye Pacific opah) is the source of this 716-nucleotide messenger RNA. RefSeq names its product TNF superfamily member 14 (gene tnfsf14a). NCBI's taxonomy places the organism in Eukaryota, Metazoa, Chordata, Actinopteri, Lampriformes, Lampridae. Gene Ontology annotation, cellular component: membrane. Gene Ontology annotation, molecular function: tumor necrosis factor receptor binding. The transcript is spliced from 4 exons. Bases 18 to 716 code for a protein of 232 amino acids. Gene Ontology annotation, biological process: immune response. The record is from RefSeq and is a predicted model, not a curated record.
GAACAAGCAGUGUAGCAAUGGCGGAAGGCAGCGAAUAUUAUCCGUCUGUGUAUACGCUGGACAGCCAUGCUGCGCCCCCGCCGCUGCCCCCCAGAUUUGACCGACAGCGACGUGGUGCCCGGUCGACCCAGACCCUGAUGUCCCUCCUGGUAUGCCUGGCAUUGUGCGGCAUGACCAUAGAGGCCUGCUUCAUCUAUCGGCUCUACCACCCCGAUCCUGUUGACUCGCCGUCUACCCACAAGUCUACCCAAGAGAAGGAAGAUCCUACCCCGACUGAGAAUGCAAGCCCCGUUAUUCUGCCCUCCAAACCUGUUGCACACCUGACAGAUGGAGAAAGGGUACGCCACGGUAAGCAGACCCUGUCAUGGAGCAUGGACGCCAACCCGCUCAUGUACAAGAUGAAGUACAAAGAGGGGCGCCUUGUCAUUCAGACGGAGGGCUACUACUACAUCUAUUCCAAGGUCUUCUUCGUGGACACGUCGGCAUUUCAACACAGCGUCAAUAUGGUCACCCCGCGGUACGUCGGUGGGCAUAUCACCCUUCUGCAGUCCAGGAAAUACAUCCAGAAGACCAGCACGAGAGCCGAGUCCAACAGCUAUCUGGGCGGAGUGUUUCAUCUGAACCCGGGCGACGCGGUCUUUGUGUCGGUCAGCAACACCACGCUAAUUAUACGAUCUGAGAGCUAUGACAACUACUUCGGCGCAUACAUGAUAUAA